This is a messenger RNA of Neoarthrinium moseri, 1590 nucleotides long. RefSeq lists its product as uncharacterized. Gene Ontology annotation, molecular function: carbohydrate:proton symporter activity. Lineage: Eukaryota; Fungi; Ascomycota; Sordariomycetes; Amphisphaeriales; Apiosporaceae. Gene Ontology annotation, cellular component: membrane. The transcript is spliced from 4 exons. Gene Ontology annotation, biological process: transmembrane transport; carbohydrate transport. The coding region runs from base 1 to 1590 and encodes 529 amino acids. The record is from RefSeq and is a predicted model, not a curated record.
AUGGCGUUUGGCGCACCGAAACGGACCCAAAAGGUGGUUCCCCAGAAGCCACCCAAGGGCCACUUCUUCUUCGCCGGGCGGACCUUUGAACGGGUUCAAUGGUGGAAGAGAACGAACCUUCGCACCCUUUACAUUUACAUCAUAAUCCUGAUCCUCACAAAUACCGCCAAUGGCUUUGAUGGGUCCAUGAUGAACGGUCUCCAGGCCUUGACCUAUUGGCAGGAAUUCUUCGACCACCCCAAGGGCGCGAUCCUCGGCUUGUUCAACGCCUCGAUGAGCCUCGGGUCCUUGAUAGGACUGUUCUUCACACCCUACCUUAUCGACUGGCAAGGACGGCGAAUCGGUGUCGUGAUCGGCUGUCUCAUCAUGCUUCUUGCUGUCGGCCUGCAGUCCGGCGCCCAGAACUUCGGCAUGUUCGUGGCCGCUCGUAUAAUCAUUGGCUUUGGGGAUACCAUCGUCCUUGGUUCGGCGCCUCUGUUGAUCGCCGAGAUAGCGCACCCUCAAGACCGUGCUGUCCUAGUGACCCUAAGUGGAGCCUCGUAUCACAGCGGCGCGUUCAUUGCUAGCUGGGUCACAUACGGUACAUUGCAAAUCCAGAGCGAUUGGUCAUGGAGGCUUCCAAGUUUGCUCCAAGCUAUCUGCACCGUGGUAAUCGUUGUGAUGAUAUGGUUCAUGCCUGAGAGUCCACGAUGGCUCAUAAACAAAGACCAACAUGAGAAGGCGCUUCACGUAUUCGCAAAAUAUCACGGCGAAGGGGAUGAAUUAGAUGAAUUUGUGCAGCUUGAAUACGCCGAGGUCAAGGCAGCCAUUGAACUUGACAAGACGACCGGACAGACAAGCUGGAAGGACUUCCUCAGCACCAAAGGCAACCGUAAGCGUAUCGGCAUCAUUACGGCCAUCGGCUUCUUCUCCCAGUGGAGCGGCAAUGGCUUGAUCUCGUAUUACUUGUCGACCAUUAUGAAAAAUGUCGGCAUCACCAACCCGCAGACCGUUCUCGGUAUCAACGGCGGAAUGAAGACGGAGGCUCUGGUCAUUAACUUCGUUUUCGCAUUCCUUACUGAUAAGCUGGGAAGGCGUCCGCUGUACAUGCUUUCGACCGUCGGAACAUUCGUCAUAUUCAACAUCUGGACCAUCAUCUCAGCCAGGUUUGCAAUCGACCCAACGAACCAGUUGGGGUACGCCUUCGUUGCCAUGACAUUCCUAUAUGGGGUUUUCUAUGAUUUCAAAUCGGGUCUGAUGGCCAAUUACACCACGGAGAUAUUGCCGUACGGACUCCGUGCGAAGGGCUUCACGUGGCUGAACUUUUGCGUCACCCUGGCGCUAUUUUUCAACCAGUACAUCAACGCCAUCGCACUCGAUGCCCUUGCUUGGAAGUACUAUAUCUUCUACUGCGUUUUUCUCGCAUUCGAGGUAGCUAUCAUCUACUUCUACAUUGUCGAGACUCGCUACACCCCCAUGGAGGAGAUUGCCAAGUUCUUCGACGGCGACGACGCUGUGGACGUGGGUGAGAUCGCAACGGCCGAUGUCAAGGAGAAGGGAAUUGUGGUCACUGAGCACAAACAUGUUGAGGUGGCUGCACGUGAGCCUUAG